AUGUGUGAACAAACAAAAAAAUAUUUUUCUCCUCGUCUUAUUGACUAUGUUAUUAUCGUUGGUUGUCGGCAUCCAAAUCGUUUUAAUCACGUAACACAAACACCUGAAUUAUUAAGACGUUAUCCAUUAAAUGAUCAUAAAGAUUUUUCAUUACCACCCGAUGUGAUCUUUUUCUGUCAGCCUGAAGGUUGUAUAAACACCGGACAUCAACGAACAGGCCUUCGUAAUAUAACAUCAUUUGUAUUUACAUUGACGGAAAAAGAUGCGAAUCGACAACGAUUUGGUAUUUGUGUUAAUUUUUAUCGACAUUUUCCAAGACGAACAAAUCAGUCAACAACAGCAAGUUCGACUCAUCAACAAACAUCAACGGUUAAAACAUCAUUACCACAUCGUUUAUCAAGAAUAGAUUCUGUUGGACAAUAUUCAUCCGAUGAUGGUACACAACAAUCCGUACUAACACAAAUACAACAAGAAAAUAGUCUUCUAACAGAUACGAACGGUAAUAAUUUGACUCUAGUCGAACGUAAACGAAAACGACAACGUUUGAGGAAUAAUACGUUAACAUCGUUAUGUCUAAUCAGCCAUCAUCCAUUUUUUACACGAUUUCGAGAAUGUUUAAUUAAAUUAAAAAGUAUCAUCGAUGCAUGUAAUGAACGUUCGUGUGCUCGAAGAACAGGAGCAUCACGAUGUACAUCAAGAGAAACAGUCUGGGGCGUAUUAACGGGUCAAUCGUGUGAGUGUACAUCGAAUUUAGUAGCACAUGAAAUUCGAGAAAUUGAAACAUGGAUACUACGUUUGUUAAGUGCACCAGUUUCUAUUCCUGGUAAAACAAAGAUACUAAUUGAAGUUCUUCCAAAUGAAUCCCCGAUGCUAUUUGCUUUACCUGAUCAUACUCGUUUUUCACUUGUCGAUUUUCCGUUACAUUUACCAUUGGAGUUAUUAGGUGUUGAGUUAUGUAUCCGUGUUUUAACAUUGAUUAUGCUAGAAAAUAAAGUUGUAUUUCAAUCUCGUGAUUACAAUGCCUUAACAAUGAGCGUAUUGGCGUUUGUCGCUUUACUUUAUCCACUAGAAUAUAUGUUUCCAGUCAUUCCACUUUUGCCAACUUGUAUGACCGGUGCUGAACAGUUAUUACUUAUUCCAACCCCAUUCCUAAUUGGUGUACCUGCAAGUUUUUUUCCUUACAAAGGACUCACGAAGAAGUUUGACGAUAUUUGGAUUGUUGAUUUAGACUCAAAUCAGAUCAUUCCACCGCGCAUUGCUGAACCAUUUUUUGAUAUUCCAGAAUUAGAAUACAAUAUUUUAAAUAAUCAUCUCAAACAGGCUUUAGCCAGUAUGAGUAUGGAUCCAGAGCCUAUACAAAAUUUUGAAUCGUUAAUGUUAGAUAAAUCGUAUUCAAAUCCUCAUCAAUUACAGUUAAAUAGCCAUGACACACUAAAUACAACCACGUACAAUCCAUUUAUUUAUGGAAAUGAUGUUGAUUCUGUUGAUGUCGCCACUCGUGUAGCAAUGGUUAGAUUUUUUAAUUCACCAAAUAUAUUAGGCAAUUUUCAUGAACAUACACGAACAUUACGUUUACAUCCAAGAGCCGUGGUUGCAUUUCAAUAUAGUAGUUUUGUACGAUCAAGACCGAUUAAAUCAGCAUUUAUUAUACGUUUAGCUAAAACACAGGCAGUGGAAUUUUUUGCUGAAUGGUCGUUGUGUCCAGAUAAUGUCGCUUUUCUUCGUGUGCAAACAGGUGUAUUUGAUCCAGCAUUGAUUGGUGACAAACCAAAAUGGUAUAGUCGCAAUUUGACAUUAAUACCAUUUAAUGUUAUCGAGGAAAAUGGUACAUUGGGACAAGCUAUUCAUACCUUGAAUGCAAAACAAAACAAUAUAGAACAUACGCCUACAGAUGAAAGUGGAAGUGAUUCGGAAGAUGGUAGUGCGGGUUCCUGUUAUUCAUCGUUGAGUGAUUUUGUAUCAGAAAUGAGAAACAGUGAAAUAUGUGGUGAAAUACGCGUAGUUAAAAUUUAUCCAGAAAAUCAAGAGCAAACAUCGUGUGUUGAAUACUCAAGUGUCUAUAGUCCACCGCAAGAACUACAGAUUCCAGGUGAUGGACAAACCUCUGCAACAUCUACACAUAAUAACAAGUCAAAUUCGAAUGCAGGCAGUGGCACUGAUUCAAGUUUAUCGAUGAGUGAAUCAACAAUAAGUUCAAGUUCAAAUUCUGUUGUUAAUUCUGGUUUAAAUACACCCGAUGACGAGCUACAAGGUAUACAACGAGAAAUAAAUGAAAAUACUGAUUCAAAAUCAAGUUCAGCAACCAUUACACCUGUAACAAAAAGUUUUCCGAAACCAUUAUUUGAAACAAAAUCGCUUGGUGGUAGUUCAUCGCCUCCAACACCUGAGUUAAAAACGCGUCUGUCACAAGUUCAACCAAACUCUAAUGUUAAUAUUGGUUAUCGAACAAAUUCUAUGAUAAGAACAAACAGUCAUGAUUCAACAAAUAGUCCAACUACAAUGAAAUCUGGAAGAACAAAUAAGCCUGAAGCGACAGAUGGCUCAGAUACACCGUCUCAAUCAAUCAUUCAGCAUUUUGGUGAUGAACUGAAUUCUACAGCUGCUGCACGUGCUGUUUCAAAUAUGGCUAAAAUAGCCUCAGACAAAGUGACAAAAUUAUUAGGUAACUAUUGA
Messenger RNA from Didymodactylos carnosus, 2673 nucleotides. Lineage: Eukaryota; Metazoa; Rotifera; Eurotatoria; Philodinida; Philodinidae. The record is from the annotation of a GenBank genome assembly.